Molecule: messenger RNA, 4920 nt
Organism: Pelobates cultripes (western spadefoot toad)
Lineage: Eukaryota; Metazoa; Chordata; Amphibia; Anura; Pelobatidae
Source: the annotation of a GenBank genome assembly
CCCCCUGUAUGGGAGACAGGUAAUCCAGAAGCUUUGAAUUUGGGCAGAGCCUGUCCUGCAUCAGGUUACUCAGUAUGGAUUGGUCAGGGAUGAGCAGAGGGAAGGGGGGAAAUUGUUAUAUAAAAACCCUCAAUCACCUGCGCAGCACCUCUCAGAUAAUCAUAGCUCCCUCUCUGAUCCAAUACUGCCUUUCAACAAUUCUGGCAUGUCUGCUGAAGAGAAGACGCCCGAGUCCUGGCCUCCCAGGGUGCAGAUAAAGAGCCCACCGUAUGUAAGUAACUAAACAAUACUUUGUAUGAUACUACACUUGUAUCAUUAAGAUAUACCAUCGAGAUUCGCAUUAUUGAGACUAUUAUUUUACAACGGUAUAAAGACGCCUUGCAAUGCAGAUACAAUACUAUCAAUCAGUGCAUGCAUGGGACCCCAUUCUGUACUCAACACAGUGGGCUGCUGUAAUAUUGACAUUUUGUCAUGUGUACUCGAUGGGAAACAAGUAGAGAAACCAUACAUGGCACAAAGGGCACUGGACACACUCUCAUACACUUAGCACAAUAAACAGAAUGGACAUAACCAGAUACAUCUGGGACAUCCGCCAUCAUCACCCAGCUUGUUCUAUGAUAUAUGUUAUUUUUAAGGAGAUGUUGGGGCGGGUGUGGGGGACCUGUGAAUUAUUAGCUGCAUGGAUUUUGCAAUCAGGACGUUUUAGAUUAAGAUUUCUUGUUUUUCUCAGCCAUUCCCGACCGCUCUGGACUUCCCCCCGCCACCCUCUCCAUCUGGCCGCAGGCUGCUAAUAAUGACCGUGGGGGCAGUAGCCGCUCUGGCUAUCAGCGUGCUGGGAGUACUGCUGGCCACGUACUUAGGAAAAGCUGCAUGCACACAGGUGGGCUGGUGGAGAAACUGUUACUAAUACUUGUGCACAUCACAGUGUAAUCUAAGGCAGAUUUUGCAGAUUGAACAUCUUAAAAGUCAAUGAUGCUCUGUGUUGUCAUAGCAACCUGUUCUUUACAUAUGCAAUAGCAAAAUAGAAUGUCCCUCUCGCAUAGUGACGGCAGGGUCACUAGAGUAUGCUGUCGGAAAAAUAAGUAAUUGGUCCUUGAGGGGUUAAUUACAAAUGGCUCCCUUGAUGUAUACAUCUUAAUAUGUUUUUUUUUUUUUUUUUUUAAUCUGGUUUCUUGGGGGGGAGACACUAAAUGCACACUAACACACAUAAUACAAUUUUUACUGGGGGGGGGGAGUUUUUCACGCUUAAAAUUUUUAACGUUACACUAUAGCGUUAGGAAUACAAAUAUGUAUUCCUAACGCUAUAGAUUUUUACUACCAGUUUUAGUGUCCCCCCUAUGAAGGUUUGAAAGGCAAGUAUUACUUACUUCUCAGUCCACGCCGCGCCAGGCUCUGUCUUGCGGCUCCGACUCUUUGGCUGAGAUCAUCAGUGUUGAUGAUCCCAGCCAAUCCAAUGUUUCAUCACAAGAAAUGAAGCAGUCUGGAUGCUUACAGAGUGCAUUUAAACCUUGCAUAGAAAAACUGCAAUGUUCUACAUUGCAAGGUUAAAAGGACAGUGCUACUGCGCCUAGACCACUUCAUUGAGAUAAAGAGGUCUUGAUGACUUUAGUGUCCCUUUAAAUAAUCCCUCUAAUUUUCGCUCAUUGUGUAUCCAAUGGGGGAAUGCUGCCUGAGUCAUUUAAUGUACCUAUCUUUACAGAGAGACACGUCUGGUUAUCUGCCAGCCCAACUCAACGUCCAGAAUGAGGCAUCGCUGCUCCUGGCACUCAGUGAUCUCACCGAGCAGGGUUCCACACCUGGCAUCACAUGUGACCUUAAAAAUGUAAGGAGUGUUAGCGACAGGAACUUGGGUGCAGAAAAAUGUUCUUUUGUGCUCACGUAAGGCUAUACAGGGGCUAAGAGUAGUUAGAUUAACCCCGGAUGUGCUCUCUUAUGUGGCAUAACUACGUGGGUAUUAAGGACAUUUCUCCAGGUUUAAAGAGGGCAACAUGAAUAACAUUGACUCUUGUUCUUUCAGCACCUGAUGGUUUAUCACGGCCAACCUGAAGGAUGUGUAGCAAGGCGAAUGGAUGCUACAGAGAUGUUGCCUUCCUGCCAAGACUUGGAGAGUUACUUCCAGGCAGUGCUGGUAAAUAUAUUUCACAAUCUGCGACAGAGGACAAAAACUUCACACCUACACACAAGCAGGAACAUGGGGAAACAGCACAGAACUUCCACACCUGCAUGCAGGAUUUCCAAACAUACACAUGGCUAGAAAUACAAGGCCAGGACACAAUGUAAUACGCACAUGAUUAGAGGUACAAUAUAGAACCCCAAAACAUGCACGUAGACAGGAAUAGGAAGCACAUCAAGGUACGCCAAUACAUGCACAUGGCAGUAAUAUAGGGAUACAAUGGGAUCAACAACCACGUAGCAACAUGGGAUACAUAACUACACCUUUAUAGGUUAUUUAGUUAUUUGUGAGGAUUACGGCAGUUUUCUCCCUGCCUUCAGAGAAACGUAACCCUGGGCCUGUCACUGGACGUGCAGGUUGCUGCUGCUGGGACAUUAGGAAGCCUGGUGACCCUGCUUUGCAACAACAAACCAACAUAUUUACUCACUACGUUCACACGUAAGUAUUCUCAAUUAUUCAUCCCCAUCUAAUGACCUUAGCAGCCCAUGAGGUCUCUCAGUGCCACAUAGAGACAGAACAUAAGAUAAAGCUCACCGCUUGGGCAAAGAAAGGCCCAAAGCUAUACAAUGCUUAUAGUGGUGUCAGUUUUGCUUUAGGGCACAACAUUUUGAGUAGUGCUAAUGUCACACAAUGUGCCGAAAACAAUUAUAAACUACAUAAGAACUGCAGCAGUUUUAAGCUGUGUUUGUUUUCGGUCCUGUAUCUCUGCUGCUUUAUUAAUUACAGAUAUUUGUACCUCUAGCUCCUGCUCGGGGACGAAUUAGCCUCGCUGCAUGAAAUUCACCAGAAGCCAGUCUCCAGCGUCACCAGGUUCUGAACACUUCUACCGACACUUCAUCUAAAUCUGUAUAUAACAAUCUGUGGAGAACUUAGAGAAACGCAAACACAGUGUCUACGAUUAACAUAAAGACUCGAACUGCCUUUCUAAACAAGAAAAUCAAAGCAUGUUCCCAGCAUCAGAAAUCACAGCCAGUGUUUGGUCACUGUCUAUCAAACCAUUUCAUGCAUCUAUCACUCAAUUUACCAGCUCAGAAUGACCUGUGUUUGAUGCACAGAGCAGACAAGAACUCUAAUCUCUGACGCUUUUGCUAAGUUGAUGCACAUUCCCUGCUUUUUAUUUUUGGUAUUUGCUCCUUUUAUUCAGAAAUAAAUGCAGUUAGUCACUUGUCGAUUCUACACUAAACCAUAGCUAUCAGCUACAAGCAGUAUACCUGUCAAUCUGGCCUCGUCCUGCCACGUAACUUCAUUUUAUAUUCCCUUAUCCAAAUGUAUUAUAGAUUACAAACUUUUUUUUUGGGUGGGGGGGGAGGGGGGAUAAGAUUAUUUUGUUAGUCAAUUACUUUUUUACAUGAGCCCACUAUAUACUUGUAAAGAGCUGCAUAAUAUGUUGACGGCCAUAUUAAAUGCCAAUAACAACUGAUCUUGAUUCUCAGAAUCUAAUCCUUAUAUACAGUCAAACCCAUGUCCCAACGAAGCGUGUGCAUUAUAUUACAGGCACACUUUGUGGCUAUAAUGUCUGAUUUCUGAUAAAUGAUUUACAGCUGAGCUCCAUAAAUACAAUUUAAAGGGUCUCAUGAAGCACCACAGCCAUAGUAAGGUGUAGUGAUAUUUUGCUUUGUGUCCCUUUAAAUUUUAUGCUCCAGGCUCCUUCGAUCCAGUUCUCUUUUAUGAAUUAAGCUAAUUGCAGACUAUACAGCUUUCAAAUAAACUGCAACUUUCCAAAAACCUUCAGUACAGGGUUUAUGGGAUAUGUUCAGUGUUUCCACUGGAGUGUGAUCAAGAGAAGUGGGUUUGCCAAAUUUCAUGGAAAACUCACAAUGAAUGCGGCACAUUAUGGGAAAUAGAGUGAAUUCAUGUAUACAUUCUAUAUAAACGCUAUAUUUAAAUUUGUGGGAAUUGACAAUUCGUCUUCCUGUUGGUAAGUAGUGAUUUGCUAUAAAUAGCACAUUCCUUGACUCUCCUUAAGAGCUCAAAUUUACUGCUCCCCUUUAUUGUCUCCUAAAACUCAUUUACUAGUUUUGACAAGCUGAAAUUAAAUCGACACAGUGGCCAAGUAAUACUGUUCUGUAAUUAUCUUCUAAAGAAUUCUUGCCCCGAUCUGUGUUUUACUAGCCCGUUAAUGUAUUCAUCCAAUUGGAGUCUUACCACUUAGUGUGUCUCAACUAAGAUGCAAUGACAUUCUAAUCACCGAAACGUCCCUGGUCCAAUCCGCUAUAUGUAUUAACACUCCGUACAAUGUUUGCCUACUGCAACAGCCCACAGAGGGUCCAAUGCGAAGACAGAAAAACACUAAAAAGUGAGAAUUUGUUUCAUCUCAUAAGAAUUAUUAAUAAACGAUCCAAUCAUUUUGAUCCCUGAAUGACAUCACACACACUGAUAUCUUUAAAAAAAUGGCCAUUCUUCUAACGUUACAGUAACAAGCUUUUCCCCUGCACAGCUACAGCCACUGUUUUUUAUACAAUCGCUCCUGCCAGCAUAUACAGGUUAGGACUAAUAUCUUAUAUAUGGGAUAAUCUAAACACAGUUUAUUUAUCUGAAUGUGAUUUCGUAGUGAUAUGGUCUUCAUAACUAUGUACCGUAUACCAGUUGAGGCAUGACUCUAGUAUUCACCAUAUAUAUUAUUUCUUAAUCAUCUUUCUAUAUCUGUAAUACAAAAGAUUCUUUGAUGCCAGCUUAGUGUUGGAUAUAAAGUUCCCUUCCUCUGCUCUUAGCUAAAUAUUUUACAAAAUAAAUGUAUUUAUAAACUU